Molecule: messenger RNA, 2846 nt
Organism: Cuscuta campestris
Lineage: Eukaryota; Viridiplantae; Streptophyta; Magnoliopsida; Solanales; Convolvulaceae
Source: the annotation of a GenBank genome assembly
GCUAGAAUUGGAAUCACCGGCGCUGGAAUUUGAAAAAAACAAACCUGGGUCUGUCGAUUGUAGAGAUCGAGUUGCAGCAAGAAGUGAGCAGCAGAGGGUUAAUCCGUUGAAGAAGAAGAGGUGUGAUGAAGGAGAAGGGCAAAGCGGAAAAAACUAGUUUUACCUCGUUUGACGGCCCAUUCGGCGGUAGCCCAUUUUUCACUGUUUAGAGGAACCUUAACUCCUUCCACCUCCUCUUACCUAUCUUCCAUUUCACUCCAAACAAGGAAAAUGCGUGCAGUGGACUCGAGAGCAUAACUUCCUCCUUCAUCUAAUCGCGUUCUUCUGCCGCAUACUACUGCGGGUAACGGGAGAAAUAAGGCGGCUAAUCUUCUUAAUACAAUGCUGCAUGAACUCUUACUUGCUCUACUGGGUUAUACCGGAGAUCUCAUUAUUGAUCAAAGAGAGCACCAACAAUCACUUGGUGUGAAGUUGGCCCCCGACGCACCAAUUGGCGAGGAACCUACUUUUGUGCUUGCUCCUGACCUGUCCUUCAUCCAACCCAGUGACAGGGAUGUACUGAAGAAGAUAAUUGCUCUAGGUUUUUAUUACCGAGAACUUGACAGAUUUGCAACCAAGUCACGUAAUUUGAGCUGGAUUAGGAACAGUAGCGAGUCACCAUUGCUUAGAGCUUCUGAAUUGUUAAAGGGGCAGAAAGAGAAGCAUAGUGUUUACAGAAGAGCCAUUGCGAAUGGGAUUGUUGAGGUGCUGUCAGUAUAUAGGUCUGCUGUUCUGCAUAUUGAGCAGAAAUUCUUGUCUGAUUCAUUACCAAUCUUAGCAACACUUACCCAUGGUCUCAAUAAGUUCUUUGUCCUUUUGCCUCCUCUUCACGAGUUCAUUUUGGAGAUCGAGCGUAAUAGUGUUUGUGGAGGGAAACUUCUCAAUCUAUUGCACAAAAGGUGCCACUGCGGCAUUCCAGAACUACAGACAUGCUUUCAGAGGCUUUUUUGGCAUGGACACCAAGUAAUGUAUAAUCAACUAAUGUCAUGGAUGGUCUAUGGGAUUCUUCAUGAUCCAUACAAAGAAUUUUUUAUAGGCAGGCAAGAUGACAAAGAUGUAGAGACAGACUCAAGUUCAGAUGUGAUCCCAAAAUUUGCACAUUUGUCGACAAGUGAUGUUUCUCUAACUGAUUGGCACUUGGGGUUUCAUAUUUCACUGGAUAUGCUUCCAGAUUAUAUUCCAAUGGGUGUUGCCGAGUCCAUUUGUUUUGCAGGAAAGGCAGUCAGGGUUCUUCGUAAUCCUAGUUCUACCUUUCAAUUUAAUAAUGCAGCAUUGAAUCAGCAGGCACAAAGUGUACAAAAGAGAUAUGAAUUCACUGAGGUUUCUUUUCAAAAGAACUCCUCAAUGGAUUUUCAAUCAGUUGGAGAAGAUUUACUCCCACAGUCCGAGGCAGAUAAGAUUGAAUCUUUGCUUCAAGACUUGAAGGAAUCAUCAGAGUUCCACAAGCGAACAUUUGAAAUGGCUGUUGACUCAAUUAAAGCAAUUGCCGCUAGUCAUCUUUGGCAGCUUGUAGUUGUACGUGCAGACUUAAAUGGCCACUUAAAAGCCCUUAAAGAUUAUUUUCUUCUGGCAAAGGGUGAUUUCUUCCAGAGUUUCCUUGAGGAGAGUCGCCAGCUCAUGCGUUUGCCGCCUCGCCAAUCCACUGCAGAAGCUGAUCUUAUGGUUCCCUUCCAACUGGCUGCACUUAAGACUAUUGGAGAUGAGGAUAAACACUUUUCUCGAGUGUCUUUGCGAGUUCCUUCUUUUGGAAUUCCACUCAAAACCGCUCAACGUGAUUUGCCGAAGCCAAAUGCAAAUGCUGAUGGUGAGCUGGGAGGGCAAUCAGAUGCUUCAUUGGAGAUGUCCCUUGAUGGAUGGGAUGCCAUUUCACUUGAAUAUUCUGUUGAAUGGCCCUUGCAGUUGUUCAUUACUCAGGAAGUCCUCUCAAAGUACCAAAGAAUUUUCCAGUACUUGCUCCGACUUAAGCGGACGCAGAUGGAACUAGAAAAAUCAUGGGCUUCUUCGAUGCAUCAAGAUCACUCAGACUUUGCUAAGCACCGUAAUGACCAUUCAAAGCCCUCAACAUCACAACAACGACGACAACACAUUAGACCAAUGUGGCAUGUAAGAGAGCAUAUGGCUUUCUUGAUAAAAAAUCUUCAGUUCUAUAUUCAGGUGGAUGUUAUAGAAUCUCAGUGGAAUGUCUUGCAGUCUCAUAUUCAAAAUUCUCAUGAUUUCACAGAACUCGUUGGCUUCCAUCAAGAGUACCUGGCCGCAUUAAUUUCACAAUCUUUCUUGGAUAUUGGUUCAGUCUCAAGGAUUCUGGAUGGCAUAAUGAAGCUCUGUGUCCAGUUUUGCUGGAAGAUGGAGAAUCAGGUGGGCAACGGAGAUAUGGGUGAGCUUGAGCAUAUCGCCGAGGAAUUUAACAAAAAAUCAAACUCCUUAUACACAAUACUCCGAAGUAGUAAGCUCGCUGGGAGUCAAAGAGCACCGUUCCUCAGGCGUUUCCUUCUGCGUCUCAACUUCAAUUCUUUCUCUGAGGUGAUUGCAUUGAAUGUCGUUGGGCAUCGCCCACAUCUUGCUGUUUAGCCGACUACCUUUUGUUUUCUGCCUAAAAUGCCCUUAAAUUUCAGUGGGGAAAUGAAGGUAAGCUAUUUAAAAUGCUUUGGGGGUGCCCUUGGCAUGUUGUUAUCCUUUCUUUAAUAUGUAACACGUAGUAUUUGGAAGGAUGCAUUCUUUCAAUCCCCUCGUGUGUAAUAUUGCUGUGAUUGACACGCUUGAUUCAGUUUUCUCCCAAAUCACUCUUUCAAUCAAACUUUGCUUUGUGU